Lotus japonicus is the source of this 798-nucleotide messenger RNA. RefSeq lists its product as uncharacterized. NCBI's taxonomy places the organism in Eukaryota, Viridiplantae, Streptophyta, Magnoliopsida, Fabales, Fabaceae. Bases 1 to 798 code for a protein of 265 amino acids. The transcript has a single exon. Gene Ontology annotation, molecular function: single-stranded RNA binding; zinc ion binding; translation regulator activity. The record is from RefSeq and is a predicted model, not a curated record. Gene Ontology annotation, cellular component: cytoplasm. Gene Ontology annotation, biological process: positive regulation of cytoplasmic translation.
AUGACAGUGGGGGAAUAUGCUGCAAAAUUGGAGACCCUGUCCAAACACUUUCGCUUCUUCCAAGUGCAAGUGGAUGAGUCGUACUUAUGCAACCGGUUCAUGAGGGGUUUGAGGAAUGACAUUGAGGAAUCUGUGAGGCCAUUGGGAAUCAGAGUUUUCCAACAACAGGUAGAGAAAGCUCGUGAGGUGGAGUCGAUGAAGAAUCGUCAGAGGGGAAAGUCUGACAGCGGAGGUCCGAUCCGUUCUGGACAGAGGCCGACCGUAAGGUUCGAGGGACAGAGGCAAGCUGGUAGGUUUGACAGGGGCAAGGCUCCGAUGAGGAAGCCUUACCAACGCCCUGCUGACAGGGUGCCUUUUGCUGGAAGGGGGGUAGCACGUGCUCCUAAGGACGAUGUCGUCUGUUACAAGUGCAACCAAAAGGGGCACUAUUCGAAUGAAUGUGGAAAGGAGAUUGUGUGUUGGAAGUGCCAGAAACCAGGGCAUGUUGAGAGAAACUGUCCUAAUGCUGCUAAGGCCGAGCCAGUACUGAAUGCUGCCAGGGGAAAGCGACCUUCUGCUCCGGGUCGUGUGUUUGCAAUGUCUGGGGAACAGGCUGCUGUGACUGAUGAUCUUAUCCAGGGUACGUGUGUUAUCGCUGGAACUUAUUUAAUGGUGUUAUUUGAUUCUGGUGCUACACACUCAUUCAUCGCUGAGGAGUGUGUGAAAAAGUUAGCAUUGCUAACUGCUGAUUUACCAUUCGAUUUGGUGGUGACGACCCCUGCCGCCGAUCGAUUAGUUACGCGCACGGCAUGCUUGUAA